AUGGUCACCAAGACGGUCAUCGCCCUGGGGCUCCUGGCCACCUUCUGUGCUGUAGCCAUGGCCGCCCCUGAACCCGGCGGUGGUGGAUAUGGCGGUGGAGGAUAUGGUGGUGGUGGAUAUGGCGGUGGUGGAUAUGGCGGUGGUGGAUAUGGCGGUGGCGGUUAUGGAGGUGGCCGCGGGGGUGGAUAUGGAGGCGGAGGUUAUGGUGGUGGCGGUUAUGGAGGCGGAUAUGGUGGUGGUGGCUAUGGCGGCGGAUAUGGUGGUGGUGGCUAUGGCGGCGGCUACGGAGGAGGCGGCUAUGGUGGUUAUGGAAAGUAA
This is a messenger RNA of Procambarus clarkii (red swamp crayfish), 318 nucleotides long. Its product is annotated as keratin-associated protein 19-5-like. The record is from RefSeq and is a predicted model, not a curated record. NCBI's taxonomy places the organism in Eukaryota, Metazoa, Arthropoda, Malacostraca, Decapoda, Cambaridae.